AUGCAACCAUACUCCAGAUCUGGUGGUACCAGAAGAUGUUUUUAUGAAUUCCAAACAUUAGUGGCAUGUUACACUUCUGCUGAUACCGUUUCCAAGAAAGAAUGUACUCCAAAUUUCGAUGAUUACUUUGAAUGUUUACAUGGUUUUAAAGAAAGAGAAAGAACUAGACUUAUGUUGCAACAAUUGAAAGAAAACGAAACCACUAAAAAUGGUGUCACUGCAUCUGAUUUGUAUAAAUCAGCCGGUGCUGUAUACGAAAACUUAGAUUUAGUCAAAUAAAUCCAUGAAGAUACUUAACCAUUUGGUUCAAUAUUCCGUUCAAGCAUUUUAUUUGUCACUUGCUUAAGGCCAUCACUUUCCUCGUUGUAAAAUAGCAUUCAUUCUUUGAAAAACAAGAAUGACCAUAUACUCUUCUUUUUUUCUAUUUAUUAAAAUUUUUCAGCUUAAGGGUUGAUAAAUUUUUGGUUCAUACUAAAC
Molecule: messenger RNA, 477 nt
Organism: Hyphopichia burtonii NRRL Y-1933
Lineage: Eukaryota; Fungi; Ascomycota; Pichiomycetes; Serinales; Debaryomycetaceae
Exons: 1
Coding region: 1-279 (92 amino acids)
Biological process (GO): mitochondrial respiratory chain complex I assembly
Source: RefSeq, a predicted model, not a curated record